AUGGGAUGCGACAACCCAAUAUCGGAAUCUGAUUCCUUUGCAGCACCAGCCAAUACCUUCCUCAAAGAAGAAGUCUAUCGACUCGGUUCAUCCCCAGGCUUGCGCUCCCUCCCACCAGGCCCAGAACGCGAUUUUCUCACUCUGACAUGGGGUCCCAUCGUCUACCGCACCGCCUACGCCCCAGAAACGAAACGUCUUCUCCCCAUUUUUCUGCGCUCCCUGAACGAUUCCGUCAGUCAGUCAUUACAUCGAACAAUGACAGGCUCCGAUGAAGAGAUUCGCAUUCUCGCGCAAACCUUUGCGUCCAAGGUAUUCAGCGCUCGCGAUAUGUACGCCGAUCUAGACGAGGAGGGCGUUCGAGAUGUCUUUCAUGAGUUCAAAGUGUCCUUGAUGAUCCCUGAGACAGAGCUUCCCAGCAGGCUGCGGGUCUGUUUGAUGAUUGACGAGGCAGUAUUAUCGCACUUGAAAGAUGUUUUGGAUUUGGCUACACUUCAGCAAAAGGAUGCUGCUGUGGGUAGAUGUUGGGUGAAGGUUGUUGAAGAGAACUUUCCGGAUUCCAGGCUGGAUGAUCAUCCAAAUGUAGAUGAUGUUGAUACUGGGGGCAUAUCGUGGUGCAUGAAGAAUGCUCGUGGACGUUACCAUGGAUGGACGAUGGUGGCUCUCGAUGCGUUGAUUGAGGUUUUUGAUGGGUUGAGGGAGUUGAGGGGCUUGGUUGAGUAUCAUCGGGAGGGAAGGGCCUAUUUGGGAUGUGGGAAAUGGAGUGCUUAG
Molecule: messenger RNA, 768 nt
Organism: Penicillium nucicola
Lineage: Eukaryota; Fungi; Ascomycota; Eurotiomycetes; Eurotiales; Aspergillaceae
Exons: 1
Coding region: 1-768 (255 amino acids)
Source: RefSeq, a predicted model, not a curated record